Phragmites australis (common reed) is the source of this 4693-nucleotide messenger RNA. Its product is annotated as regulator of nonsense transcripts 1 homolog. Gene Ontology annotation, molecular function: RNA helicase activity; RNA binding; zinc ion binding. Gene Ontology annotation, cellular component: cytoplasm. Bases 153 to 3959 code for a protein of 1268 amino acids. The record is from RefSeq and is a predicted model, not a curated record. Gene Ontology annotation, biological process: nuclear-transcribed mRNA catabolic process, nonsense-mediated decay. The transcript is spliced from 29 exons. NCBI's taxonomy places the organism in Eukaryota, Viridiplantae, Streptophyta, Magnoliopsida, Poales, Poaceae.
GAAUCCAGACCUCCACUACCACCCCGCACGGUUAAAUCAAAAUCAAAAUCCAAACCAAAUCAAACCCCCUUUCACCAUCCUCUCCACCCGAUUCCUCUCCCCGUCCCCCCUCUCCAUCCGCGCUGCGGCAAAAACCCUAACCCUAGGCGGGGAUGGCGACGCAGCCGCCCUCCUCCGCCGCGGCAGCGGCCAACCUCUACGAGACGGCCUCGCAGCCGGACCCCGCCGCCGGCGACGCCUACACCUUCCUCGAGUUCAACACGCAGGGCGACGACUUCGACUACCCCGACUUCCCGGAGCUCUCCCAGCCCCCCGCCCGAUCCGCCCCGCUGCCGCCCGUCCCCGCCUCAUCCUCCUCGCCCUGGCCGGCCCCGCCCCCGCCGCCGCCCGACGCGUCCUCCCCGGACUCCGAUCUCGCGCCGCAGGACAACCCCACGCCGCCGGCCUCAUCCUCCUCGCCGUCGCCGCGGUCCGCCUCCAAGGUGCGGUCGUCGGCCGCGGACGGCCUCGCCGCCGGGGUAGCGGCGCUCAGCUUCGAGGAGCCCGUAGGCGCCGGCGCCGGGGAGGACGGGUACGACUACGGCAAGGGUGACUUCGUCGAGCACGCCUGCCGGUACUGCGGGAUCCACAACCCCGCGUGCGUGGCGAGGUGCAACGUGCCCUCCUGCCGCAAGUGGUUCUGCAACUCGCGGGGGAACACCUCCGGCUCCCACAUUGUUAACCACCUGGUUAGGGCAAAGCAUAAGGAAGUUUACCUUCACAAGGAUAGCCCUUUGAAUGAAACAAUUCUUGAAUGCUAUAACUGUGGUUGUCGGAAUGUAUUUCUUCUUGGAUUUAUCUCGGCAAAGUCGGAGAAUGUUGUUGUUCUUCUGUGCAGAGAGCCUUGUUUGAGUGUUAAUGCAUUGAAGGAUAUGAACUGGGAUCUCAGUCAGUGGUGUCCUCUUAUUGAUGACAGGUGUUUCUUGCCAUGGCUUGUAAAAGUUCCCUCAGAACAGGAGCAGCUGAGAGCUCGUCAAAUUAGUGCUCAACAAAUUAACAAAGUGGAAGAGCUCUGGAAGACAAAUCCUGAUGCCUCUCUUGAAGAUCUUGAAAAGCCUGGCGUAGAUGAUGAACCUCAGUCAGUGGUUUUGAAGUAUGAAGAUGCUUACCAGUAUCAAAAUGUUUUUGCUCCACUGAUAAAGCUUGAGGCUGAUUAUGACAAGAUGAUGAAAGAGUCACAGAGCAAGGAUAAUGUAACUGUGCGGUGGGAUAUUGGACUGAACAAGAAGCGCAUAGCCUAUUUUGUCUUUCCAAAGGAAGAUAAUGAAUUGAGGCUUGUACCUGGAGAUGAGCUACGCUUGAGAUAUCCUGGUGAUAGUUCGCAUCCCACAUGGCAGUCUGUGGGACAUGUGAUUAAGCUCACUGCACAAGAGGAGGUGGCACUUGAGCUUCGUGCUAGUCAGGGGGUACCCAUUGAAUUAAACGUUGGAUUCAGUGUGGACUUUGUUUGGAAGAGUACCAGCUUUGAUAGGAUGCAAGGAGCGAUGAAAACGUUCGCUGUAGAUGAGACAAGUGUCAGUGGGUACAUAUACCACCACCUUCUGGGACAUGAAGUCGAGCAUCAAGUAAUACGUAAUACUCUACCGAGACGCUUUGGUGCACCUGGACUUCCAGAGCUUAAUGCUUCCCAGGUUUUAGCAGUUAAAAGUGUUCUCCAGAAGCCAGUUAGUUUGAUUCAAGGUCCACCUGGUACUGGAAAAACUGUCACAUCUGCUGCAAUUGUGUAUCACAUGGCUAAACAAGGGCAAGGACAGGUCCUUGUAUGCGCACCUAGUAAUGUUGCUGUUGAUCAGCUGGCGGAGAAGAUAAGCUCAACUGGCCUCAAGGUUGUUAGGCUGUGUGCAAAAUCUAGAGAAGCUGUUUCAUCUCCUGUGGAGCAUCUGACACUUCAUUAUCAGGUUCGACACCUUGAUACAUCAGAAAAGAGCGAAUUGUAUAAGCUACAGCAACUGAAAGACGAACAAGGUGAGUUGUCAAGCAGUGAUGAGAAAAAGUACAAGGCACUAAAACGUGCCACUGAAAGAGAGAUACUACAAAGUGCUGAUGUCAUUUGCUGCACCUGUGUUGGUGCUGGAGAUCCUCGUCUGUCAAACUUCCGUUUCCGUCAAGUUCUUAUUGAUGAGUCCACGCAGUCAACAGAACCUGAAUGCCUUAUUCCAUUGGUGCUUGGUGUCAAGCAGGUUGUUCUUGUCGGAGAUCACUGCCAACUUGGUCCAGUCAUCAUGUGCAAAAAAGCGGCUCGUGCGGGAUUAGCACAAUCUUUAUUUGAACGUCUUGUUAUCCUUGGAGUCAAGCCUUUCAGGCUACAGGUCCAAUAUAGAAUGCAUCCUUGCCUUUCAGAAUUUCCGUCCAAUUGCUUCUAUGAAGGCACCCUGCAAAAUGGAGUAACUGUAAAUGAGAGGCAAUCUUCUGGAAUUGAUUUUCCUUGGCCUGUUCCCAAUCGGCCUAUGUUCUUCUAUGUGCAGAUGGGUCAAGAAGAGAUCAGUGCUAGUGGGACAUCUUACCUGAAUAGAACUGAAGCUGCAAAUGUUGAAAAAAUUGUAACAACGUUUUUAAGAAGUGGUGUCGUACCAAGCCAGAUUGGAGUUAUCACACCUUAUGAAGGACAAAGGGCAUAUAUUGUGAAUUACAUGUCAAGGAAUGGCUCUCUUCGCCAACAACUUUACAAGGAAAUAGAGGUAGCAAGUGUAGACUCCUUUCAGGGAAGAGAGAAAGACUACAUUAUUCUGUCUUGUGUUAGAAGCAAUGAGCACCAGGGUAUUGGGUUUCUUAAUGAUCCACGGAGGUUAAAUGUUGCAUUAACUCGUGCACGGUAUGGCAUAGUUGUUCUUGGUAAUCCUAAAGUUUUAAGCAAGCAGCCGCUUUGGAAUAGUUUGUUGACGCAUUACAAGGAGCAUGAGUGCUUGGUAGAAGGACCUUUGAACAACUUAAAGCAGAGUAUGGUGCAAUUUCAGAAGCCGAAAAAGAUCUACAAUGAUCGAAGACUGUUCCUGGGUGGUGGUCAAGGUGUUAUGCAUGGAGCUAGUUCUGGGGCUGUGGGCUCAAGCCCGGCGGCAGAUAAGAGAAGUGGUAGGGGAAAAGGACAAUCAUUUGUUCCUUUUGGCCCUCCAAACGGGGUCCAUAAACCUGGUGUGCAUCCAGCAGGCUAUCCUGUACCUCGGAUGCCUUUUCCUCCAUUUCCUGGGUCUCCGCAUUCUCAACCAUAUGCAAUUCCAACCCGGGGAUCAUUGCACGGGCCCAUUGGUGCUGUUCCAUCGGUGCCUCAACCUGGGAAUAGAAACUUUGGUGCCCCACGUUCAAAUACUGGCGGUCCUAUUGGUGGCCACCUUGCUCAUCAACAGAAUUCUCAGCAAGCUAUGGGUGGCAUAGGGUCAACUUUUUACUUUACUGGCUUGGAGAAUCCAAGCAGUCAGCCUUCUGGUGGAGGUCCAAUGUCCCAAACUGGAUUAAUGACACAGAUGCCUGUCCAAGGUCUCAGUCAAACAUUCCGUGAUGGUUUUUCCAUUGGUGGGAUGUCUCAGGACUUCUUCGGAGAUGAUUUCAAGAGCCAAGGAUCUCAUGUGCCAUACAACAUUGCAGAUUUUUCUACCCAGGCUUCUCAAGGUGGUUAUGGUGUUGAAUUUACUCAAGGACCGCAAACUGGAUACUCCGGGAAUUAUUUGAACCAAAAUGCACAUCCAGGAUACUCCCAUAUGGGUACAACAAAUGACAUUGUAUCUCAGGAUCACAUGGCCCACGGAUCACAUGGGAUAUUUACACAAGCAGGAUACAAUGAUCCCUCACAAGAUGAGUCAUCUCAAAUGCAUUACGGAAUGGCAGCUCCUGGCCCUCUUCAGUCACAGAGCAUGAUGAACCCCCUCUACUCUCAAUCCUAUGCUCACUAUAACACCCAACCGCAGUCUUUACCUCCUCCGCAGUGAUCAUGAAAGUAUGUGAUAUAAUGGCUGAAGCUGCAUUCUGGAAAUUUGGUGCAUUGUAUCUUUGGCCCACAGCAGCUUGGUUGUGCCCUUCUGCACUAUUUUGGAAGUGAUGGUGCAUAGAAAUCAGAUGCAAGCAAUGAGCACAAGCAUAUCUUGGCAUACUAUGCAUUGGAUAUUUAUCGGGGCAGGCUUGUACAAGAUGGCUACGGUUAUUGACCAAAGGCCGGUGCUGAGGUGCACAAGGAUUUCAACAUAUCUCUUGUCGUGUUAGUCCAAAACGGGGUUUGACAACAAGAGGUGGCAUCUUGUGCAUCGAGAGGUUGACGAUGCUACCCUCAUCCCUCACCUGUAUAGAAGGCAAACGGGGCUUGUAGUGGUACAGUGUGAAUAUUCCAUGAUGUGCUGCCGGCCAAGUCAAAGGUGCAGCUAUUACAUGUCUCCAUGGUAUCACGAUGACGCCCGCAUAAUUGGAUUUGUAUAGAGGUGCUAUAGGUGGGGUGGCCAACCCUUUUGCGCAUGACCAAGACAUUUGCCUUUACAUUAUGUAUGCAUUCUAUUAUAUAGUUUUGAUAUUUAUAUCACAAAUGAUGUUGGUGAUGACGCCCAAAGUAGAGUUUGUGCUAAUUGGAAGUUGAGAGUAUUUUGUGUAACUAUUACGAUUCUGUCAUGUGAAGCGGGACUAGUGUGGAGGUUUACUUUAAAUUGGAUAGCAGUAUUGAGGCAUCUUCUGUUCU